Molecule: messenger RNA, 984 nt
Organism: Pterocles gutturalis (yellow-throated sandgrouse)
Lineage: Eukaryota; Metazoa; Chordata; Aves; Pterocliformes; Pteroclidae
Gene: ARF6
Product: ADP-ribosylation factor 6
Exons: 1
Biological process (GO): vesicle-mediated transport; intracellular protein transport
Cellular component (GO): cytoplasm
Molecular function (GO): GTP binding; GTPase activity
Source: RefSeq, a predicted model, not a curated record
GGUAAAACCACCAUCCUGUACAAACUGAAGCUGGGCCAGUCCGUCACCACCAUCCCUACCGUGGGCUUCAACGUGGAGACGGUUACUUAUAAAAACGUCAAGUUCAACGUGUGGGAUGUCGGGGGUCAGGACAAGAUCCGGCCCCUCUGGAGGCACUACUACACGGGCACGCAAGGGUUGAUCUUUGUGGUGGACUGCGCCGAUCGUGACCGCAUCGACGAGGCCCGCCAGGAGCUUCACCGCAUUAUCAACGACAGGGAGAUGCGGGACGCCAUCAUCCUCAUCUUCGCCAACAAGCAGGACCUGCCUGAUGCCAUGAAACCCCAUGAAAUCCAGGAGAAACUGGGCCUGACCCGGAUCAGGGAUAGGAAUUGGUACGUGCAGCCCUCCUGUGCUACUACAGGGGAUGGACUCUAUGAAGGGCUGACAUGGUUAACAUCCAACUAUAAAUCCUAAUGAGAGAAUAACUAUUUAGUCUACAAAGAAUUAAAGAAAAAAAAAAUAACCCACAUGGCUUUCCAGAAGAAUGAUUCUCUACUGAAAAGUAAAAACAAAAGCAUCCAUAGGAUUAUGAUCACCUUUCUCCAGUUACCACCCUUUCCUUCUGCAAACUUGACUGGAUUCCUGUUUUAACUCUUCUUGCUUGGCGUUAGGAUGCUCUAAUCUCCGAAUAUGACACGAACACAAGCACUAGAUGCUAUGGCAGACUUCCAGCAAACAGGGGAAAGACACAUUGUAGACUUGCUAAGUAACUUUUCUUUUUUUUUCCCCCCCUCUUGAUAGCCCUUAAGAUGGUUUGAUUAUUUUGGGGGAUGGUUGGGGGAGGGGUUCCAUUUUCAGUGUAUGCUUUCUGGUUCUACUUUUUUAUUAUCUAUUUUUUUUUCUCCUUCUGUCACUUGCUGUAGAUUGCUGCUUUUUUGCAUUCACGCAGAAUAUGUUGAUAGGUCUCCUUCAUCUAGUAAACUGAAAAUUAUUGCUUAAAAA